CAUCACUUUCUCUAGAGUCAUCCCAACUGUUUUCUACAACAAUAUGACCGUAUGAGUGGUACGCGAAUCUUUCCGAAAUGCAGUGAACCCAAUUUUUUUAAAUACCGGAAUUUUAUUAAAGUCUUUUCCGAGCCACCGAACAACAUCCACACCGAGAAGGAAUGAAGUCAGGUUGAACGAUGCAGUCCAAAACCAACUCCUCUAGCACACCUGCUAUCUCUUUCCUUGGACCUAUUUCUUCUUAUACUCAUCAGGUAUUUGAUCUUCGUUUAAUCCAGUGUCCAGCGCCCUUCAAUUGUCAACAUUAUGAGCCAUGUGCGAUUUCCAUAGGACUAACAGAUGAUUGUCACCCCCAGGCCGCUCUUGGAUGCUUCGAUAAAAAAAAAUACGAGUAUCAACCAGCGAUUGGAAUUCCAGGUAUUGCUGUUUUCGGGCUUUCUCCUAGAAAUGACUGACGGUACAUAGAUGUUUUUGAGGCAGUUCAAUCGGGCCAGGCAGAGUUAGGUGUUGUGCCUUUCGAGAAUUCCACGAAUGGAGCUGUGAUCUUUACCCUAGAACUCCUCGCAGAUCGCCAUUCCUUAUAUAAAGAUGUCACAAUAUGUGGCGAAGCCUAUCUUGAUGUUAGUCACUGCCUGUUAGGUUAUAUUUCGACGGCAGAUUCUCCAGUAAUGUCCGGCACUUGUACUCCAACUACCUCGACUCCAUCUCCGGUCAAGCCAAAGACGACGCCGUUAUCUAGUCUCAAUCACAUUCAAAGAAUUUACACUCAUCCACAGGCAUAUGGCCAAUGCGAAGCAUUUUUAGGAACAUACUUGAAGGGGGUUGAGAGACUGGACGUCAGUUCCACAAGCAAAGCGGCCGAAAUUGUGAAGGCAGACAAGUCUGGGACGAGUGCAGCAAUUGCUAGUUCGCUCGCAGCAGAUAUUCAUGGAUUGGACAUUCUUGCAAAGGGAAUCGAAGAUCGUGAAGACAAUACUACCAGAUUUCUCAUUUUGCGCAAAGGUGUGGAUACAUCUGCGACGAAGGUUAAUGUUGCGGCGAAGUCAAUGGUUACUUUCACGAUUGAUCAUCGAACACCCGGUGCGCUCGCAGAUGUACUGGAUUGUUUCAAGAGAUACCAAGUCAAUUUGACCAGUAUCAACAGCCGACCUACAAAAGUAGUUCCAUUCCGUUACAUCUUCUUCGUCGAGUUUGAAGGCAGUAAGCUGAGUGAUCCUGAGGGAAAAGUUGCUGGAGCAUUGGAUAGUCUCGACAAAUACACAAAAAACUGGCGCUGGCUUGGGAGUUGGGAAGAUAAACUUGUGGAUAGACAGAAAUAAAUAACUAUAAAAGGGAUAUCAAUGGAAUUGGAUGGCAUUCAUGGUACGGGGCAUAUGAGGGAAAAUUUAGAUACCAGUGUAUAUCUGCCGUUAUCGGAUUCUUAUCGAUAAGAAUGACGCUUUUCCCGGCAUCCGGCUUGGGUUUUCCAUUUCUUCUAGAUCCCCAAAAAUCUUCUUCCAUCU
Sclerotinia trifoliorum is the source of this 1502-nucleotide messenger RNA. Lineage: Eukaryota; Fungi; Ascomycota; Leotiomycetes; Helotiales; Sclerotiniaceae. The record is from the annotation of a GenBank genome assembly.